CCGCUAUCAAAUCAGUUCUAGGCUAACCAGACCUCCGACUUAUCUCAGCUCGGAAUGAUAUUAAAUGCUGUCGGUUUGUUGCUCCUGCUUGCCAGUCAGGCUAGGGGGCAGUCAAUAAAAAUAAGAAUACCUGUGUGGGAUGCUUCCACUUUAUUCACGCGAAUCACCGGAAUUAGAAUCAACUCAGGAAACAAUAACAAUCCAAGCCCAUCGAAUAAUAACCAGCAGUAUAACGAAUACACUGAUUAUUUGAACGACUAUUAUAAUAACUAUUGGGCAAAUGCAUACCAGAAUCCAGGACAAUAUGAUCCAUAUGGAUAUGGAUACUUCGGACCAUAUGGCCCCUAUGACCCCAACGCAUUUCAAACUACAACAACACCUUUUCCAUUGACUACAACUGAUGACGUGACAACAUCAACUCAAGCUCCAACGACUAUACCAACAUCAACAACAUCACCCAUAACUACAGAAACUGCGUCGACAACUGAAAGCCCGAUAACGUCUUCUGCGAUUCCCACAUCAACAACACCAGAUCAAUCCACAACAUCAACUACAAGUUCAACAAUGGAGUCCGCAUCGACAACUGAAAGCCCGAUAACGUCUACUGCGAUUCCCUCAUCGACAACAACAGACUCAUCCACAUCAUCCAGUAUAAGUUCAACACCGGAUUCCGCAUCGACAACUGAAAGCCCGAUAACGUCUACUGCGAAUCCCACAUCAAAAACACCAGAUUCAUCCUACAACAUCCACUACAAGUCCAACAACGGAGUCCUUCAACAACUAGAAUCUUCAACUACAACUGAAAGCCCGAUAACGUCUACUGCGAUUCCCACAUCAACAACAACAGAUUCCUUCACAACACCCACUUCAAGCUCAACAACGGAGUCCGCAUCGACAACUGAAAGCCCGAUAACGUCUACUGCGAUUCCCACAUCGACAACGACAGACUCAUCCACAACUGCGAUUCCCACAUCGACAACGACAGACUCAUCCACAACAUCCACCACAAGUUCAACAACAGAAUCUUCAACUACAACUGAAAGCCCGAUAACGUCUACUGCGAUUCCCACAUCAACAACAACAGAUUCAAGUUCAACAACAGAAUCUUCAACUACAACUGAAAGCCCGAUAACGUCUACUGCGAUUCCCACAUCAACAACAACAGAUUCCUCCACAACACCCACUUCAAGCUCAACAACGGAGUCCGCAUCGACAACUGAAAGCCCGAUAACGUCUACUGCGAUUCCCACAGCAACAACACCAGAUUCAUCCACAACAUCAACAACAAGUUCAACAAUGGAGUCCGCAUCGACAACUGAAAGCCCGAUAACGUCUACUGCGAUUUCCUCAUCCACAACAACAGACUCAUCCACAACAUCCACUUCAAGUUCAACAACGGAGUCCGUAUCGACAACUGAAAGCCCAAUAACGUCUACUGCGAUUCCCACAUCGACAACGACAGACUCAUCCACAACAUCCACUACAAGUUCAACAACAGAAUCUUCAACUACAACGUCUACUGCGACUCCCACAUCAAAAACACCAGAUUCAUCCACAACAUCCACUACAAGUCCAACAACGGAGUCCGCAUCGACAACUGAAAGCCCAAAACCGUCUACUGCGAUUCCCACAUCGACAACGACAGACUCAUCCACAACAUCCACCACAAGUUCAACAACAGAAUCUUCAACUACAACUGAAAGCCCGAUAACGUCUACUGCGAUUCCCACAUCAACAACAACAGAUUCCUCCACAACACCCACUUUAAGUUCAACAACAGAAUCUUCAACUACAACUGAAAGCCCGAUAACGUCUACUGCGAUACCCACAUCAACAACAACAGAUUCCUCCACAACACCCACUUCAAGCUCAACAACGGAGCCCGCAUCGACAACUGAAAGCCCGAUAACGUCUACUGCGAUUCCCACAUCAACAACACCAGAUUCAUCCUCAACUGCAAUUUCUACAUCCACAACAACAGACUCAUCCACAUCAUCCACUACAAGUUCAACAACAGAAUCUUCAACUACAACGUCUACUGUGACUCCCACAUCAAAAACACCAGAUUCAUCCACAACAUCCACUACAAGUCCAACAACGGAGUCCGCAUCGACAACUGAAAGCCCAAUAACGUCUACUGCGAUUCCCACAUCGACAACGACAGACUCAUCCACAACAUCCACUACAAGUUCAACAACAGAAUCUUCAACUACAACUGAAAGCCCGAUAACGUCUACUGCGAUUCCCACAUCAACAACAACAGAUUCCUCCACAACACCCACUUUAAGUUCAACAACAGAAUCUUCAACUACAACUGAAAGCCCGAUAACGUCUACUGCGAUACCCACAUCAACAACAACAGAUUCCUCCACAACACCCACUUCAAGCUCAACAACGGAGCCCGCAUCGACAACUGAAAGCCCGAUAACGUCUACUGCGAUUCCCACAUCAACAACACCAGAUUCAUCCUCAACAUCCACUACAAGUCCAACAACGGAGUCCGCAUCGACAACUGAAAGCCCAAUAACGUCUACUGCGAUUCCCACAACAACCACUACAAGUUCAACAAUAGCAUCUUCAACUACAAUUGAAAGCCCGAUAACGUCUACUGCAAUUCCUACAUCCACAACAACAAACUUAUCCACAUCAUCCAGUACAAGUCCAACAACGGAGUCCGCAUCGACAACUGAAAGCCCGAUAACGUCUACUGCAAUUUCUACAUCCACAACAACAGACUCAUCCACAUCAUCCACUACAAGUUCAACAACAGAAUCUUCAACUACAACGUCUACUGUGACUCCCACAUCAAAAACACCAGAUUCAUCCACAACAUCCACUACAAGUCCAACAACGGAGUCCGCAUCGACAACUGAAAGCCCAAUAACGUCUACUGCGAUUCCCACAUCGACAACGACAGACUCAUCCACAACAUCCACUACAAGUUCAACAACAGAAUCUUCAACUACAACUGAAAGCCCGAUAACGUCUACUGCGAUUCCCACAUCAACAACAACAGAUUCCUCCACAACACCCACUUCAAGCUCAACAACGGAGUCCGCAUCGACAACUGAAAGCCCGAUAACGUCUACUACGAUUCCCACAUCAACAACACCAGACUCAUCCAAACCAUCCACUACAAGUUCAACAAUAGUAUCUUCAACUACAACUGAAAGCCCGAUAACGUCUACUGCAAUUCCUACAUCCACAACAACAGACUCAUCCACAUCAUCCAGUACAAGUUCAACAACGGAUUCCGCAUCGACAACUGAAAGCCUGAUAACGUCUACUGCGAUUCCCACAUCGACAACGACAGACUCAUCCACAACAUCCACUACAAGUUCAACAAUAGCAUCUUCAACUACAACUGAAAGCCCGAUAACGUCUACUGCAAUUCCUACAUCAACAACACCAGAUUCAUCCACAACAUCCACUACAAGUCCAACAACGGAGUCCGCAUCGACAACUGAAAGCCCAAUAACGUCUACUGCGAUUCCCACAUCGACAACGACAGACUCAUCCACAACAUCCACUUUAAGUUCAACAACAGAAUCUUCAACUACAACUGAAAGCCCGAUAACGUCUACUGCGAUUCCCACAUCAACAACAACAGAUUCCUCCACAACACCCACUUCAAGCUCAACAACGGAUUCCGCAUCGACAACUGAAAGCCUGAUAACGUCUACUGCGAUUCCCACAUCAACAACACCAGAUUCAUCCACAACAUCCACUACAAGUCCAACAACGGAGUCCGCAUCGACAACUGAAAGCCCAAUAACGUCUACUGCGAUUCCCACAUCGACAACGAUAGACUCAUCCACAACAUCCACUACAAGUCCAACAACGGAGUCUGCAUCGACAACUAAAGGCCCAUCAACAUUAAUUUGCAUAACUUUCCCUGAACUUCCUAUUUGUCAGUCUGCCAAAGCAUUGAGCUUUGAAUUAAGUAAACCUGGGAUGUCUGAUAUUGCGGCAUCGGGCACUGUAUUUAAGCCAGAGCAACCACAGGCAAUAACUUCAAUGCCCCAAUCAGUGACUUCGCUCUGUUUCUUUUACCCUCGUCUGUGCCUGAAACCGGAGGAAGCCCAAUUUGUUCGUCUCACCGACAGAAAUGGAAAGCCCCUGUUGCUAAUAUCACCGGUUGAAGGACGAUCCGCUCAAUCUCAACAGAAACCAGCUCUUUGGCGUGCUAUAAGUAAAACCAAUGGACAACAUGACUUAACUAUCAAGUAGGCUAGGUAGUCAUAACGGAAAAUAUUAUCUUUGGCCGAGUAGAGACAUUAGGCAAGGAACGACCAUAAUCUGCUAUAAAUAAAGACCAAAAUUAUAUUUAACUUAAAAAUUUGAAACAAAUCGAAAGUUCUUAAGUUAAUAUACUGCGGAAUGACACUGCAAUAUAUAUACGAGAAAUUCUAAAAACUAUUUGCAGGAUAAAAAGCAAUGAAAAAUAUAGAUUAUUAUUAUUUUGUUAUUAAAAAAUAGGGUCAGAGAUGUCACCAUCUCUGCGUCAACCAAAUGGGUUUGAAAUGUGCCAGAUUGAAAACUCGCUAC
Messenger RNA from Drosophila gunungcola (fruit fly), 4548 nucleotides. RefSeq lists its product as uncharacterized. The transcript is spliced from 5 exons. The record is from RefSeq and is a predicted model, not a curated record. Lineage: Eukaryota; Metazoa; Arthropoda; Insecta; Diptera; Drosophilidae. Bases 55 to 4230 code for a protein of 1391 amino acids.